GCUUAUUUAAAUAAAUAUGAUUGCAGAGAUCUAAAAAAAUAGUAAAUAAGUAUUAGAACUAUAUCAUAAAUAAAUUUUUAGAUUUUCAAAGAGGAAAUAAUUAAUAAGUAUUCUCUUUCGUUAUGAAAUUAAAUGAAGAAAGUAAAAUUUAAGUAGAAAUAUGUUGAAUUAAGAUUAUAAAAUAAACUAAUAGGGUACUUCAACUAAAAGAAAAUGGAGAAAAGAGUAGAGAUUCAAAAUUCAUAGGCUCCAAAUGAAUUUAGUGAUUAUGAUUUUUCAAUUUGGUUUCAUUUAAUAAUUUGAGCUGGUAAAGAGAAGAGAAAUAUUAAAGGAGAG
This is a messenger RNA of Paramecium sonneborni, 336 nucleotides long. The record is from the annotation of a GenBank genome assembly. NCBI's taxonomy places the organism in Eukaryota, Ciliophora, Oligohymenophorea, Peniculida, Parameciidae.